AGGCUAUGGCAUAGCAUUGAAUGCAAUGCAGAGUAUUGUUGACAACACACUCACUGUCUGUAUGUGUUGUUUGUGUCUCGCAUUCAUUCAUCACUCAAUCACUCAAUCGUUGGUUUUGUGGAGAUUUUAAUGCAUUUCUCAUUCAAUUGACCAAAAAGUCAAACAUUUAUUGAAUUGUGAUUACAAUUAAGAUCUCAAACCCUUUUCACCACAAUUUAAACGACACUUUCGCUCACUUUUUGCUCAUUUAAUGGUUUGUUGUUUUUGUGGCGAAAAAUCAUUUGACAAAUGAUUUCAUUGAUAUUUUUUGGACCAAAAAUAUUGUGAAAUCAAUUGAUUUGAUUUGUUUUUACUGUGAUUUGUGUCUUGAGUUUUGUGGUGACAAUCAAUGGGUCUUUGCUUAUGUAAGGAGAAGAGUAAGCGUCACAACGAAUCCAACGGUUCGGCCAAUAGUUGUCGAAAUGGUAGCGAAUCGCGAAGUAAUGGCUCCCGAAGUCGAGGUUCGGUCGGAGGACACAACGGAUCCAACGCUACAAACAGCGAUCUGACGGAGGAUUGUCUGGUCAUCAACGCGUCGAUAGGGUUGAGGGACGCACUGAUGGAUCACCACAACAAUCAUCACCACAACACCGGUGCCACACAUGUGGCCAAAAUGUCACCCGUUGUCGACAAACUGAUCCUCGAAACGCUUUCGCUCAUCAGAACUCUUGUCGAUAAUGAUUCAGACCCGCCGUCAUCUAUGCUUAAGUUGCAUAUCAUUGCCGACAAAGAGAAGGGAUGGCUCGCAGUCGUCAACUCAAUGAUUAAUGUCAUACCAAUCGACGAUCCUUUAGGUCCGGCUGUUAUUCUCCUACUUCUGGACGACUGUCCGCUUCCAACCAAAGAAUCGAUAACAAAAUUGUCGGAAAUGUUAGACUUAUGUCAUACUAAACACAUUUCGCGGCACCAAAUGGCGAAACACAGGAAUGCAUGCGUUGUGAUCGGAUGUCUGGCCGAGAAGUUGGCCGGACCUAACAGUAUGGCACUCUUGACGCCCGGAAUCCUCAACUAUUUGAUCGCUAACUUAAGCCACAAGAAUGACUAUUCAAUUGUUUUGUUCACAUUAAUAGCACUCGAAAAGUUUGCUCAAACGAGUGAGAAUAAGCUAACGAUUACCAAGAAGUUGGACGAAACGAAUAAAAAGGCGUUACUGGUGUUGGAAGCGCUGAUCGACGACAAGGACUACGUUCGGAAACAGGUGGGCUUUUGUGCGCAAUGGUCUCUCGACAAUCUGUUCCUCAAAGAGGGCCGAACUCUCACACACGAGAAGACCGAUCGACAGGAGUUGAACGCUGUGUUGAACGCCAACGACGUGAGCGAGUAUCUCAAGAUAUCGGCCAACGGACUGAUGGCGCGAUGCGACGCGUCAUCGUUCGAGAGCGUCCGCUGUACAUAUCAAGUGACUGAAGGCGUCUUCUACUACGAGGCGAUACUCAUCACAUCGGGAGUCAUGCAAAUCGGUUGGGCGACCAAAGAUAGCAAAUUUCUUAACCACGAGGGCUAUGGCAUCGGCGAUGACGAGUAC
Messenger RNA from Medioppia subpectinata, 1564 nucleotides. NCBI's taxonomy places the organism in Eukaryota, Metazoa, Arthropoda, Arachnida, Sarcoptiformes, Oppiidae. The record is from the annotation of a GenBank genome assembly.